CAGAAGAGUGAGUAAUUUAGCUCCAAAGCAUUCACACAGUGAUGGAUUUCGAUGCCAGAGCUGGUAGUAACUCUGAUGUUGAGAUGGAGCUGAGGAAAGGUCCAUGGACGGUGGAAGAAGACCUCUUGUUGGCGAACUACGUCUCUGUGCAUGGCGAGGGCCGAUGGGAUUCUGUAGCCAAAUGCUCAGGGCUGAGAAGGACCGGGAAGAGUUGCCGGCUCCGGUGGCUGAACUACCUCCGCCCGGACGUCCGACGGGGUAACAUCACUCCGGAAGAGCAACUCCUCAUUCUCGAGCUCCACUCUCGUUGGGGAAACCGAUGGUCAAAGAUAGCGCAGUUGUUGCCGGGGAGGACGGACAACGAGAUCAAGAACUACUGGAGGACGCGAGUGCAGAAGCACGCGAAGCAGCUGCGGUGCGACGUCAACAGCAAGCGGUUCAAGGACAUGGUGAAGUACAUGUGGAUGCCCCGUCUGGUGGAGAGAAUUCAGGCCGCUUCCGGCGGCCGUUGCGAAGCCUCCGUGCCACAGACCGCGUGGCCAGCGGAGGAAGGCACGCGGCUUGUACCUGUGGCGGACACGACCAGCAAAUCGAACACGGUCAAUUUGUCGUCGGAGUCGUCCGAUGCGGCCUCAGCGUCUAAUUACUUUACCGGCGGCGUCGAAGUCGACGCCGCGUGGUUUCGGGAUACUGCGGCGGCGGAGCUGAGUGAAGAAGGAUGGAUAGAGUCGCUGCGGAGUCCGGGAAUCUGCGAUAACUUUUGGUCGCAGGAUUUGGAGCAGAGCGGGUGGGAGGAGUGCUGCCUGUGGAACAUGGAGCAGGGGCUUUAGCAGACAUGAAGAACAGAGCUAGCCAAAACUAUGUAAAAUGGAACUUUUGCUGUAACUUUCUUCUCGAUGACUACUGAAGUUCGUAAUUUCAUCUGAUUCUUUGAGCAAAUUGUAGCACUUAAACU
Messenger RNA from Zingiber officinale, 955 nucleotides. Its product is annotated as transcription factor MYB2-like. Lineage: Eukaryota; Viridiplantae; Streptophyta; Magnoliopsida; Zingiberales; Zingiberaceae. Gene Ontology annotation, biological process: regulation of DNA-templated transcription. Gene Ontology annotation, molecular function: sequence-specific DNA binding; DNA-binding transcription factor activity. The record is from RefSeq and is a predicted model, not a curated record. The transcript is spliced from 3 exons. Bases 42 to 830 code for a protein of 262 amino acids. Gene Ontology annotation, cellular component: nucleus.